Molecule: messenger RNA, 1162 nt
Organism: Spodoptera litura
Lineage: Eukaryota; Metazoa; Arthropoda; Insecta; Lepidoptera; Noctuidae
Source: RefSeq, a predicted model, not a curated record
UUUUCCUUUCGCAAUACGCGUUUUCCUACAAGUAAAUAAUGUAAUUAUAUUAACGCAUUAUUUGCAAACAUUGAACAAAAUGGGGAAAUGGGAGCUUUUGAUUUUCGUCGCUUUCGCUACACUGGCAUGUUGUACUGAGGUUGAGGAUGUGGAGCAGAAGAAACGUAAUGCUGGCAAGGCAACCAGCCUGAAUGCUAUUCCUACAGGGGCACAGAAGCAAGACUACACUUAUAGCAUUUACACACAGAAUCCUAGUUCACAGAGCGGGUCGACCAGCCCAUCGUCCUACCAGUCUCAAGUGCCAAAUUCAUUCUAUCCGAGUCAGGCGAGUAGCCAGUAUUACUCGUCACCAAACACACCGAGCGAAUCAUCAUCAUCCUCUUCUUAUACCCAGCAGCAGCCUCAAAUCAACCUGCUACCACCACCGACCACAUCACAAUUCGUGCCAUUGAACUUUGUGCCAAAUCCAGGCUACCAAUCUAAAUACCAAAUAGUACCUUCUAAAUCGAAUGGGAAUAUCCAGUUGACUUUCCUGCAGCAGCCUACUAGUUACCCUACGCAACCUAUUGUGCCUUAUGCUCCUCAGCUCUUUUCACCAGCUCCUACUAAUCAAAUAAGUCCACAUCAGACUCCUUUGAUUAAUCCUUUGCCUCAGGGACAUUAUAAUGUGCCGAACUACCAGCCUUUGCCUCUUGGAGGAUCUUACUUAGGCCAACCAUCUACUAUGCUGCUCUUUGCUCAACCAAAUCCGUCUCCAUACAACAACCUUCUAUACCAAAAUCCAGUUCAGAGUUUCUAUAAUUACUAUCCAACGAAUGCUCAGAGCAAGUACAACGUUCAGUAUGUGCCUCAAGGAUCGACGACGGAGUAUGAAAAGUUACAAGGUCCCGUGUCACAAAGUGUUCCGAAGGAGGACAAUGAUAUUGCUCACAGCAGCGAGUAUUCUUCUUCGUCUGAUUCCAACUCAUACAAGAACGCGUAUUCGGCAAGUCGUAAUUAUGCUAAACUAUAGCCAUGUAAGUGCCUCGUACUGAUAGAGUUAUUUGUUGAACAUAUAGUUGCCACUAUGUUAACCACAGAUAUUUAUUGCCAUGGGAUACUAUUUAGAUGUUAGGUGUUAGGAUUUAUUGUUGUUUGUGUAUUAAGUAUGUUAUUUGUUAUA